Staurois parvus is the source of this 3165-nucleotide messenger RNA. The record is from the annotation of a GenBank genome assembly. NCBI's taxonomy places the organism in Eukaryota, Metazoa, Chordata, Amphibia, Anura, Ranidae.
AUGGCCAUGCUCCGUUGGAUAUAUACAGAUGAGCUGGACUUACGGGAAGACGAUAUCUUCUUAACAGAGUUGAUGAAGCUUGCAAAUCGGUUUCACUUGCAGCUCCUUCGAGAGAGGUGUGAAAAGGGUGUGAUGUCAUUGGUGAAUGUUAGGAAUUGUAUCCGUUUCUACCAGACAGCAGAAGAACUGAAUGCAACCACUCUUUUAAACUAUUGCGCUGAGAUCAUUGCAAGUCACUGGGAUGACCUAAGAAAAGAAGAUUUCAGCUCAAUGAGUGCUCAGCUGUUGUACAAAAUGAUUAAGUCAAAGACGCAAUUCCCUUUACACAAAGCAAUUAAGCUAGAAAGAGAAGACGUGGUUUUUUUGUAUCUGAUAGAGAUGGAUUCCGAGUUGCCUAGAAAGCUCAAUGAGCUGGACCAAAAUGGAGAUCUCGCUCUGGAUCUUGCACUUUCCCGAAAGCUUGAGAGCAUCGCCACUACUCUGGUUAAUAACAGAGCAGAUGUUGACAUGGUAGAUAAAAAAGGAUGGAGCCUUUUGCACAAAGCCAUCCAAAGGGAUGAUAAAUUUGCUGCCACUUUCCUCAUCAAGAAUGGUGCUCUUGUAAAUGCUGCUACUAUUGGUGAACAAGAGACUCCCCUACACCUGGUAGCUGCUUGCACAGUGAAGGAUCACAGCCUGGAAGUGAUGUCUGAUGUAGCACAAAUAGCUGAGGCACUUUUACAUGCAGGAGCUAAUCCAAACAUGCAAGACGGUAAAGGAAGGACUCCGCUUCACACUGCUAUUCUUUCUAGAAAUGAGUAUGUUUUUAACCAGCUGCUUCAGUGCAAACAAUUAGAUUUAGAACUAAAGGAUCAUGAGGGAAGCACAGCGCUGUGGCUGGCAGUUCAGUAUAUCACUGUGUCUUCGGACCAGUCUGUGAACCCAUUUGACGAUGUUCCCGUUGUGAAUGGAACUUCAUUUGAUGAGAAUAGCUUUGCGGCAAGGCUUAUCAAACGAGGCAGCAACACAGAUGCACCUGACACUGUAACAGGCAACUGCUUGCUACAGAGAGCUGCUGGAGCAGGGAAUGAGGCUGCUGCUCUGUUCCUGGCAACCCACGGCGCAAAGGUCAACCAUAAAAACAAGUGGGGUGAAACACCGCUACACACAGCCUGCCGGCAUGGGCUUCCCAAUCUCACAGCAGAGCUAUUACAGCAGGGAGCUAAUCCAAAUAUUCAGACACAAGAGGCCCUCCCAUCUUCUAAGGGUUCUCCAGCAACCAGCCCAUUAUCCAGCACCUACUUACAAACACCAUUGCACAUGGCAAUAGCCUACAACCAUCCUGAUGUUGUAACGGUCAUAUUAGAACAAAAAGCCAAUGCUCUACAUGCAACAAAUAACCUUCAAAUCAUUCCCGACUUCAGUCUGAAGGAUUCUAGAGAACAAACUGUACUGGCGCUAGCUUUAUGGACAGGUAUGCACACCAUUGCUGCACAACUUCUGGGGUCAGGAGCAUCCAUUAAUGACACCAUGUCUGAUGGACAGACUCUGCUACAUAUGGCAAUACGAAGGCAGGAUAGUAAGAGUGCCCUCUUCCUUCUGGAGCAUCAAGCUGAUAUAAACAUUAGGACCCAGGAUGGAGAAACUGCUCUUCAGCUUGCCAUUAAAAACCAGCUUCCCUUAGUGGUGGAUGCUAUAUGCACAAGAGGCGCAGAUAUGUCUGUUACUGAUGAACAGGGAAACCCUCCACUUUGGCUAGCCUUAGACAAUGACUUAGAAGAUAUUGCAUCAACACUGGUAAGACAUGGAUGUGAUGCAACUUUUUGGGGGCCUGGUCCAAGUGGAUGCUUACAGACCCUUCUUCACAGAGCCAUUGAUGAAAACAAAGAAAAGGUGGCCUGUUUUCUUAUCCGCAGUGCUUGUGAUGUAAAUAGCUCCAGAAAACCAGGACCAAAUGGUGAAGGGGAAGAAGAGGCCAGAGAUGGACAAACGCCUUUACAUUUAGCUGCAUGUUGGGGUUUGGAGGAAGUAGUUCAGUGCCUUCUGGAAUUUGGUGCCAAUGUAAAUACCCAGGAUGCAGAGGGGAGAACUCCAAUCCACAUUGCCAUUAGCAAUCAGCACAGUGUAAUUAUCCAGCUAAUGAUUUCACACCCUGAUAUCAGACUGAAUGUGCGAGACAGGCAGGGUAUGACUCCUUUUGCUUGUGCUAUGACAUUCAAAAACAAUAAAGCUGCAGAGGCAAUCUUGAAACGGGAGCCAGGAGCAGCUGAACAGGUGGAUAACAAAGGAAGGAACUUCAUGCAUGUGGCAGUGCAGAACUCGGACAUUGAGAGUGUACUGUUUCUGAUCAGUGUACAUGCCAAUGUCAAUUCAAGAGUGCAGGAUGCCUCCAAGCUAACCCCCCUCCAACUAGCUGUGCAGGCUGGAUCAGAAAUUAUUGUCCGCAACCUGCUCCUAGCAGGUGCCAAGGUGAAUGAAUUGACAAAGCAUCGUCAGACCGCACUUCACCUCGCAGCACAGCAGGAUCUGCCCACCAUCUGUUCUGUACUCUUGGAGAAUGGCGUUGAUUUUGGAGCCACUGAUGAAAAUGGCAAUAAUGCGCUUCAUCUUGCAGUAAUGCAUGGUCGGUUGAACAACAUCCGUUGUCUUUUAACGGAGUGUAAUAUUGAUGCAGAAGCACUUAAUGUAAGGGGCCAAUCUCCAAUGCAUAUUUUGGGGCAGUAUGGGAAGGAAAAUGCAGCAGCCAUAUUUGAACUCUUCCUAGAAUGUAUGCCAGAAUACCCACUGGACAAGCCAGACUCAGAGGGAAACACAGUGCUACUCUUGGCCUAUAUGAAGGGAAAUGCAAAUCUCUGUCGAGCCAUUGUGAAAGCUGGUGCUAGGCUUGGAGUGAACAACAACCAAGGCAUCAACAUAUUCAACUAUCAAGUUGCCACUAAACAGCUUCUCUUUAGACUUUUAGAUAUGUUAUCUCAGGAGCCCCCAUGGUGUGAUGGCUCUAAUUGCUAUGAGUGUGCAGCCAAGUUUGGAGUCACCACAAGAAAGCAUCAUUGUCGACAUUGUGGACGGCUUCUAUGUCACAAGUGCUCAACUAAAGAAAUUCCUAUUAUCAAGUUUGACUUAAAUAAACCAGUUCGGGUUUGCAACAUAUGCUUCGAUGUGUUGACUCUAGGCGGAGUUUCUUAG